Molecule: messenger RNA, 1468 nt
Organism: Rhagoletis zephyria (snowberry fruit fly)
Lineage: Eukaryota; Metazoa; Arthropoda; Insecta; Diptera; Tephritidae
Product: farnesyl pyrophosphate synthase-like
Biological process (GO): trans, trans-farnesyl diphosphate biosynthetic process
Cellular component (GO): cytoplasm
Molecular function (GO): (2E,6E)-farnesyl diphosphate synthase activity; dimethylallyltranstransferase activity
Source: RefSeq, a predicted model, not a curated record
UUUCGCGCAUUUCGCAUGCUACGUGAUUCUAAUUCCAAUUAACAAAAAAAUAAGCAAUACUUAAAGCUAAAAAAAAAUAAUUGUAAGAAAAGCUAAGUGUUUGAACGAACUUUUCUACAAAUUUGUGCUGUGCGUCUAUAUGUUAUAACAGCAAUACACUAUAGAAUCAUACAACAAAAAUGCUUUCAAUAAUACUUAGACAGCCACAGCUACACUCUAAUGUGGCUACCACUGUUAACGCCUGUGGUAUUAACCUAAACAAUAAAACUCUUCCCCUUCGGCAAAUAUCACAUCAUCUGGGUAUAUUCGAAUCUAAUAAUUAUAAUACUGGGGAUUUGAUUAAGAGUACUCGGAAAGAACAUCAAACUCAACUGGGCAUAUCAAAACGUACUUUAUCAAUAUUGGAAAAUCCUUCUACGCCUUUAAAGAUGUCAAAAGAUGAAAGAAGUGAAUUUAUGGCCAUUUACCCAGAUGUUUUGCAAGACCUGACCCUGAUAGCUGAUAAAUUCAAAAGUAGAUACGCUGCAGAUGGGCUAAUAACGGCUGUAGAUUAUAAUAUGUCGCCAACGAAUGGGAAAUGUGGCCUUAUCUCUGUUUUAACAUACAAAAGCUUAGUCAAAGGCCAUAAACUGAACGCAGAAAAAUUAAGACUGGCGAAUUUGCUUGGCUGGUGUGUUGAACUGCAACAUUGUGCUUUACUAAUCGCUGAUGAUAUGGUAGACAAUGGCAUUGCACGUCGUGGCAAGUUGUGUUGGCAUAAAUUAGAAGAAGUUGGCCUAAAUGCCAUUAAUGACGCGCUAAUGAUCGAAAACUGCAUAUUCGUAUUACUCAAAAAGCAUUUCCGUUACUUGGAUUGUUAUGUCGAUUUGAUUGAAUUAUUUCAUGAAAAUACAUUUAAAUGCAUAUCUGGACAAUCAUUGGAUAUGCUGCUUAGUAAAAAGAGUGUCGACACUUUCAAUAUGGACAUUUACAACACGGUUGUGAUGAAUAAAACUUCAAACCACUUCUUCUACUUGCCCAUAAUGUUGGGUUUACAUUUAGCGGGCGUAAAAGAUAAGAAAAUCUUCGAUGCAUGCGAAGCUAUCACAAUUGAACUGGGCCAGUUCUUUCAAAUACAAAAUGAUUUUCUCGAUUGUUUUGGUAAUCCUGAUGUUACUGGCAAAAUUGGCACAGAUAUACAAGCGAAUAAGUGUUCCUGGUUGGCGGUACGGUGUAUGGAGCGAGCAAGUCCUGAACAGAGAGCUAUCAUGGAACAGUGCUACGGUCAAUAUGAUCCCCAGAAAAUUGCGAGUGUUAAGGAAGUCUAUGCAGAGUUAAACCUACCAAAAAUCUAUGCCAAAUACGAGGAAGAAACAUAUAAUAGGAUUAAUACACUUAUUCGCCAAGAAUCGGACGCUUUACCGCGUGAAGCUUUAUUAGAAAUACUGAAUACUAUUUCUGAAAGAAAUAUCAAAUAAAAAGGAAAUAA